AUGAGUUCCAUUGACGAAAUUACAAGUAGUGAUUAUGUACUUGGGAACAAAAAAUCCCUUCUUUGGGUUCAAGACAGUACCGCAUUGGUUUUUGGUAUAGGAGCAGGUAUUCUUCAAUUGGAAUCUUUCAAGGGGUUUGCCAUGUUUGUAGUAGGUUAUUUGAGCGUUGCACUGCUCUAUAUCAUUUGGAUCUGUCGACUACAACCCGCGAAGUACUACCAAAGUCCGAUAAACGAUAUCUUUAUAGAAUCCUUCGUUAGAGAACUUACAGGUUACGUAAUGGCGUGGACGUUCUCCUAUGCACUGGUUGGAUAA
Molecule: messenger RNA, 315 nt
Organism: Zygosaccharomyces rouxii
Lineage: Eukaryota; Fungi; Ascomycota; Saccharomycetes; Saccharomycetales; Saccharomycetaceae
Gene: EMC6
Product: Emc6p
Exons: 1
Coding region: 1-315 (104 amino acids)
Biological process (GO): autophagosome assembly; protein folding in endoplasmic reticulum
Cellular component (GO): endoplasmic reticulum; EMC complex; membrane
Source: RefSeq, a predicted model, not a curated record